Messenger RNA from Amoebophrya sp. A120, 3966 nucleotides. The record is from the annotation of a GenBank genome assembly. NCBI's taxonomy places the organism in Eukaryota, Dinophyceae, Syndiniales, Amoebophryaceae.
CAAGAGUCAGACUUGAAGAAACCCGAGCGUCUGUUUCCACAUGUUGAAGCGAGUCCGACUUGUUCCAUUCAGAUCUCGAUAAAAGUAUACCACAGUCAACCGAUCUUGCUCUUGGCAAGCAAGGUAAUAGCAAAUCGAAAGGCAGAGAAAACUCCAACUAUGCCCUCCUCUCCUGCCGGCGGCCCGGAGGCGAAGCUGCGCCCCGGGGAAUCGCCGGACGCAGCCGUAUCCAAUGCAAAAGUAUCGUAGUCGUAGCAAUCGCAGUCAUGCAUUGCAAAUCUUUUUCGUAAGGCAAUUCCCCAUUACAAAUUUCGUUUCUCAUGCUGAGGAAUGCAAUUAUACGAGUACGAUACUUUUGCAAUGCAUAAGCCGAGGAGCGUGGCAAUGAGGCGAUGACCGUAUCAAACGCAAAUAUGUUUGGGUGUGGGAGAUGAAUGCAAGACUUGUCAUGCUUGGCAGAAUGGAGAGAAACAAAAGCAAAACCUGGCAUGCCUGAAACGAUGCAUCAAGCCCCUUCGUCUUUGUCAUGACACAAACGCAGUUUCUCAUGCGGAUUGCGGAUGACAUACACAUAACAGCUCAGUCAAGAACUUGUGUUGUGUGGGGGCUCCAACGAGAAGGCUCAAGGCUGCGCACCAUGCAUCACAAAUUUCCAGACCUAGAACCGCAUUUGCGAUCCAUAGAUCGAAGCGUUUAACAAGUUGGUACAUGCGAUCGACUAUGCAUCGCAAAAGUAUCGUAUUUAGUAGUAAUUGCAUUACAAAUUAGCUCAGCAUGACAAAUGGAAUCUGUCACGCGGAUUUACCUAAUAAAGAACUAGAUUUGUAAUGCAUAAUUGCGAUAAUUUCUACGACUUUUGCAAUGCAUAUCGACGGGGAGCGAUCCAAGAUCAAGCAGUCUUGGACCAGCGUAAACGAGCAGUACCAGAAGACCCAGCAAUUCUGCAACGAAUUGAAGCAAGAGACAGAGCAGUGGAUCCAGGGCGAAAAAGCAAAAAUCGAGGCGGCGUGGCAGGAGAUCGAGGCGACAAGGAACAUAUGCAUUGCAAAAGUAUCGCACUCGUAUAAACGCAUGACAAAUUUCCUCAGCAUUACAAAUGUAAAUUUGUAAUGCGGAUUCGCCUUGAUUGCUAGAUUUGUAAUGCAUGCCUGCGAUUACUACGAGUACGAUACUUUUGCACAGGAUAGAACAGUCUGAAAGUGCUGGACUCGAGCGAUGACACCUUGCUCAAACUCAGCUGCUCCGGAGUGAAUUUCCAAUUGAGAAAAGGUAUUAUAUUAUUUCAAGCACAGGCGCUUGAAGGAUUAUAGUUGUCGUUUUCGUGCAUAAUUCUUAACAUACACGGGAGACCGUCGAGACGCACGAUUUGUAGUGAAGAUGCACAGGCACAAGAAUUGGUAUUGGAAUAUAAUCUGCACAACGUCAACAUCAACGUCAAAAAUUUCUAAAACCCUAGGUGCCCUCGCUUUCGUCCCGGAUUCCCAUCUGAAUGCGCUGUUUGCGGCAGAAAGCUCGCUGAAGAAGGACGCAGACGGCCGAUACGUGCUGGAUUUCAAUCCCGAAUGCUUCGCUCUCAUUCUGGAUUACGUGAAAAACAAAGCGCUAGCACCGGACAAAAGUACAACUGAUGUUGACAUUGAGAUUGCCAUGCCGAUCGUGAAUUUUUGUUUGCGCAUCAUCAUGCGCAUGACAUACCACAUUUCUGCGACUGCGUGUUUCACUGCAUCAGGAACUGUUUGAAAUCAAAGGUACCGUCGUCCCCAUACCACCGAUACCCGCAGAGCAAAGAACAAAUAUGAUAGUCGUGCACAGCCCCCCGCCUCUGCUUCCCAUUCGAGUGGCAUGAGCAGUAUAUCGAAACACCAGUAAACAUGGAGCCUGUGGUGCAUGACAUGAACAAUGCCCUAGACCGAAUGUAGUACAACUACGUGGAGGGCUUGCGGAAUCAUUUGUCGUGCAGACUGUGCCAUCAAAGGGCGUGAACUGGAUCUGGCUUUUUGCGCGACAACUGAGGGGGAAAGGGGGUUGUGCACUCUCAUAACGAACAUGGACUUGCUGUGCGAAGCCUUGAAAUAAGAACUGCAAAUAGAAAGUCGUUUCUACUUGGGUCUGAAAUGAAUAAGCCUGUUAUGCUGAGUUGUGCUGAGAGAGUUAUCGAUGAAAUAAAGCCGCAUACGCACACCACGAGCUGCAUUUGGGCAUGAUAAUUAAAGUAAGACGUAAAAAGAAAUACAAGUCGCACCAGUUUUUAAGUACUCUAUUUUCCAGACCCAGUUCCACUCGAUGAAUAUUUGCAAUGCACAGGGAAUUUACGUACUUCCUCCCCCCAAACGAGAUGGUGAAGAAUCACGGGACUAGUUUGAUUGUCACAUCAAACAUAUCCUACGUAAAAACGUCCUAAUACCAUAGUCAAGGUGGGAGAUCUGCAACACAAAUCUCCAAGUUUUGGGAGUUCUGCAUGACAGGUUUCCAUCUGCAGCGUACUGCUGGUUAGAAAGGAAAGCCGCAUGUGAAAGCCAUGCGCUGACGCUGUUUACAGCAAUAAGUACAAAUUCCAGAACACGACUGGAAAUGCCUCUCAGUCUCAAGGAGAUGCGCAUUACAAAUUUUCCUGUCACUGAACAUUUGCAUGACAACUCUGGGGUGCGGACGCUUUUACACAGGAUAAAACACCGCGGAAAGCACGCACGACGGCUGGCAGUUGAUCUCGGCGGCACACCCCUUGCGAAACAGCAGAAGAGGCUACUUCGAGGCGAAGGUAUAUGAAUGUGAAGUCUGUGCAUGAUGACAAGAUCUUCUUGUGAUGCCCGUCUGUGCAUAGACAAAUAGAAAGUUAAAGCUCAGCACUGUGACUGUCAGUCAGCUUCUCUAUCGGCAAAAAUGAACCAGAUCGAAUCCAAUUCGGACCCCCGUGGUGGCCUGGCGAUCGGCGUGACCGCUGUGCAGCCGAGUGGUGAUACGAUCCACCAGCUGAAGCAGAAAUUUGGUGUACUUUACAACAGCAACAACGGGGUGAUCGACGCGGAUUGCACGGGAACGACGGACGUUACGAAGCAGGUCAUGUUUAAGGAGGGCUCGGUCAUCGGGUGCGAGUACAACCCGGAUACCUUCCUGGUCCGGUGGUUUUUCUAUGACAGUGCACAACUCCCCCUCCCCCACAUUGGUAUAGCAUCAACGGCAAUACAAGCAUCAUCAAAAGUGCCGGCUUUGCAUGACAAAGUUGCACUGGAGUGUAGUGCUAUUUGGGGUACCAGAACUUGUCAUGCAAACAGUGCCAAGGAAGAGGCAAGUGGUGGAUUCGGUAUUUUGCGUGACAAAUGAGGGGGAGGGGGAGUUGUGCACUCUCAUACUUUCAACUCCCAGCUUAUCGGCAGCUGCUCCGUGAAAGCGGAAAAAACGGACAAGUUUGCGGUGGUCUACCCAGUGUUCGGGCUCUACGCGAAGGGACAGAAGAUAAAAAUCGACUUCCAGGCCCUGCUGCCGCCGAGUGCGUCCAGUUGAGGUGCGACACGGGGCGGGGACAGCUACUUACUUUGAUGUGUCGGAAUAGAUGAAGGUGAAAUUAAGAAAUGCCCUGGUAUUCAUACAAAUUUCUACACUCUCCUCCUUUAGGUUCAUUGUACAAACUGACACCCAAUCUCAAUCUAUCUGUAAAAAAGCUCCAGCAACAAGAGCUUCUAUUCCUUGCUACACUAUUGGUAGUACCCGAUAAUUUCUGUAUGAUGCUAGUUUGCAAAAGAGAAUGAGGAAAUUUUCCUAGAAUCAUCCUGGAUACUUAAAUCAAAUGUAGUUUUCCUGUCCGAUGAAGGUUUAUUGAACUGGAUGCUGAAUCUGAAACCCAGAACCCACGACAAGAUUGAUUCUUGGGGUGGCGUGUAAGAAUGUAAAUGAAGAUUCCAAAUGUACCUUGCAAGUAUUACUUCCGAACUACAAGCGGGCACGCAAUGCCCGCAAGUACAAAGUCAU